UCCAAUCUUAAGAGCUUCUAAAUUUAAUUUGGGAAGGAGCAAGUACAUACAGAGUAUAUAUGAACUCCCAUUACAACUGCCUUCUUAGGCAAAAAACAUUUGAGUCCGGAGCCUUCUUUUCCUGUGUUUUAAUUCAAUAUUUAAGGAGCGCCAUUUGAACACCGCCAUUGUUAUGGCCACUAUAGAGUUGCAUGUGAAAGACGACGCUCCUCUGCGUCAUCCCGUUUGGGGCGUGGAUUCCAUUUUCGGGUCCGGCGCCCAAUCCGAAACUUCUUCUGAUGGCUUCAGCACCUCCUGCGGGUCCGAAUUGGGCUUCACCAUAACCGAAACAGAGAGCGACGUUACAGGCGGCGGCGGAGAGGAAGAAGAGGAAGAUUUCAUUGCCGAGUUAACUCGGCAGAUGGCUGAUUACAUGCUCCGAGAUGACGAUGACGGCGGCGGAGGUGAAAAACCCAUUCUUCCCCAGGAAAAACCCUCCAAUGGAAGCUCCAUUUGCUAUUACGAUAACAGAGGAUUAUUCGAACCGAGUUCCGCAGUUCAACCCAGUUUCAUGCUUAACGAUUCGAUUAGACCCAUUGAAGUUUAUAAAUUACAGAACCAGCCUUCGGUCGUUGAACAGGGGAUCCAGAUUGCUUCGCGGGGAAGGCGAUCCAAGAAGGCCGGGUCGACCCGACGGAGAAAGGCGAGAACCGAGUCACAGCCCGACCGCAAAGACCGGCCGCAGCAGCCGUCAUCGAAAAAGAGUCCGCGAAUGGGGGGAGAAAAGGUGAACCCGGUGAAAAACGGGUCGGGUAUGCAGGCUAUAUUAAUUGGCGGGUCGGGGCUCCGGAAUAAAUCUCAUACUGUGGGGACAGGUGUUUUCUUGCCCCGUGUAAUCAACCAACAUCCAACUGAAACUGUGAAAAAAUCAGGAUGUUCAACUGCAUUGGUACCAGUGCGGGUAUUACAAGCCUUGCAACUUCAUUUCAACCAAACGGAGGCUGCUGUGUCGCAAUCUAAUGCAUGCAUUCCAUCUACUCCUUCUCCCAUUCCCUACCGGAACCCCAUGUUUGAUGGGAGAAAGAAGGGUUUUAUUCUUUCACAAGGAGAGCGACGCAAAACAGGAGAUACCCAUCUCCUACCGACAAAGGAAAUGAGCAGCCACGAGGAUCAGUUGCCUCAAGAAUGGAUCUAUUGAUGAAUUGAAGUCAUUGGAAUCUUUCGAGGCAGUCAUAUAAUAAUGGAAUCUUUAGCUAAGGUAGGAUCCUGGCUGGGUAGUGGGUUUAGGAAUUUAUAAAAUAAAAAAAUUGGAAAAACAGAAGGAAAAGAAACAAAUAAUUUGUACUUGUGAUUGAAAAUAAGACGUGACCUUGCCUGGACGUCUGAUUGUUGCUAGCUAAUAAGAAGAGGGGUCACAAUUUGAAUGGGGGUUGUUUGUUCCUCAGUUCCUCCGUCAAUUUGGAAAUUAAUAUUGAUGAAUAAUAGUAUGGGAGGGAUGACAUAUAGUCACUGUCCUCUAUAUUACAUGUGGCAUUUCUUUUUUUGUUCAACCUAAAAUAAACCUAUAUCAUCUUGAAAAAGUCUCUUUAUACACGCCGGAUUAC
Messenger RNA from Cuscuta epithymum, 1583 nucleotides. Lineage: Eukaryota; Viridiplantae; Streptophyta; Magnoliopsida; Solanales; Convolvulaceae. The record is from the annotation of a GenBank genome assembly.